Messenger RNA from Ipomoea nil (Japanese morning glory), 765 nucleotides. RefSeq lists its product as uncharacterized. The coding region runs from base 1 to 765 and encodes 254 amino acids. The transcript has a single exon. Gene Ontology annotation, molecular function: nucleic acid binding; RNA-DNA hybrid ribonuclease activity. NCBI's taxonomy places the organism in Eukaryota, Viridiplantae, Streptophyta, Magnoliopsida, Solanales, Convolvulaceae. The record is from RefSeq and is a predicted model, not a curated record.
AUGAUGGAACAUCUUUUUUGUGACUGUGCUUUUGCGGAAGGGGUGUGGGGCGAUGUGAACAUUCGACAAAGGCGAGACAUCAUCGGUUUUUUAAACCAUUCGUUGGGCAGUGCGACUGAGGAGGAAACGGCACGUCUAGCUGCUGCUUUCUGGACAAUUUGGCUGUGGCGGAAUGAUGUUGUUUGGAAUAACAAAAUUCCGGAUGUGGUGAGUGCUCACGACCAAAUGCAUCGGCAGCGACUUGGCUGGAAGGAGGCAUACCGCACCACGGAGCAUCCGGCACGCCAAGCAGUUACGUGGAAGCCACCUCCGCGGCAUACGGUUAAAUGCAACGUAGAUGCGGCUUCUUCCGUCGAAGUCGCUAGUUUUGGUGCUGUGGUGCGGGACCAUGCCGGUGACUUUGUGGCGGCGAAAAGCGGACGUAUCGAGGGGGUCAUUGACCCGUAUAUGGCUGAAGCGAUUGGCGUCAAAGAAACGUUGACGUGGCUUAAAGAGCAACAUCACAGGAGUAUAAUAAUUGAGUCUAACUGUUUAAGUUUUUGCAAUGCUUUUAAUUCUAGUACCUUUGAUUUGUCUUAUGUUGGUUUGAUUGUUAAGCAAUGUCUGUCGAUUGCUAGGGACAUAGGGAAUGUUAGAGUUACCCAUGUCAAGAGAUCAGCGAAUUGUGUGGCUCAUGAGUUAGCUCGGGCAACCGGUUCUACAGCUGCCUUAGGGGUGUGGAUUGAUAUCCCACCAGCUUGUAUUGCACGUUUUUUCACUCAGUAA